AUGGUGACAGUCCGGUUGCUGUGUCUGCUGCUGAUGGCAUCCUCUGGUUCGGCCGCGAUUCCUUUGUUGAAUGGUCUUGUCUCUUCUCAUCAUCAUCAUCACAUUCAACGACAGUUGAACAGUGACAACAGCAGCAGCAGCCACAACCCUGAUAACACUUCGAGUAGUAGUUUUCCUAAUGACGAGGAGGAAGUAGAAGAAGACUUGCAGAAGAAGAACAAGACGAAGACAAAAGCGCUCAAGAUUUGCAACGUAUUGGGGGGAUUGGAUUUGACCCGCCUGCGAUCCUCUGCCACCCGCAAUCUCUUCAGCAGUGCCAUUGACGAUGUGGAACUGAUUCGCGAGUACUUUUCCGAAGCCGUUGGCAAUGGUGGUCUCCGCGAUGGCAUGUCCCAAUUGGACGCUUUGGAGGCAAGUUUGGAUUGGCAAGCCCGGAAUACUUCUACACACGCGUCAACGGUGGACGCUGGAUUGGGUUACAGCGAUGACCGACGCGACCGUAGAAUUGAUCGCUUGGUGAGCAACAGUACCAACGGUCCCUUUAUUGGCGACAAACAAGCCGAUGCCAUCAUGAUGGAUGUCGUGUCCAACAUUUUGCCGUGGAUUGUCGAUCGCAAAACGAAUGAACACUUGUGGACCAUGACACAUCAGAAUGGACGCAGUCAAGCACCGGGCAUGGAACCACUCGUCUUUGAAUCACUCUACAUGGCGGGAUAUGUACUCAGUUGGGCCGAUUCUAUUUGGUACUACCCGCCUCUGUCGGUAUAUGGACAUCCCUUUUCCAUUGCCGAUGUCUUGGGAGGAAACUUUGACAGUCACGGGAUUGUCACGGGGGCGGGCUUUUUGCCAGAUGAAAAUCCACACCAUUUGAGUGCCUUUUACGGACCGUACCCUGAUAUUGGCGUGCCGGGACUGGCCAUUAUCACGGCCACCACACCCAUCUACUACACGGGGCCAUUGACGUAUUAUGACGAUACCACGUCCACCACAACAACCUACUGGUACAACGAUACGUAUAUUGCCCAUGCCGGAUUGGAUAUUCCCAUGGAUUCCGUCUCGGUAUUGCUCGAAGACUUGCAAGACACACUUGCCGAAGGUAGCUUUGCCCUCUUGACCAAUACCACUCUGUCGCCCAUUGCCAUUUCUCAAUCGGUCGUCGAAAAGAUUUAUCCCGCACGCACGGGAUGGGAAGAGUCUCGUGUCACGUAUCAACUCGCCGAUGGAUCCAUUGUCGACGAUCGACGCAAUCAAACCUAUCUCGUGUCGGAUACAUUACAUCAAUCCCUCACCAAUGUCACUACUACGGCCAAUUGGACGGCAUUGGCCAAUGAAAUUGCCAAUGUGCCACGAGGGGGUCGUGGCUACAUGGUUCUCAAUCUGACACUUGCUAACGACAACGACAAUAAACCCGUGCCGUACUAUGUCAUGUUUGAUCGGUGGCAGUACGUGUCCGAUUGGGUCUUGUUGGUACUGGUACCCGUCGAACAAGUCGACAAGGCCGUCGAUGUGGUCUUUUCCCAACCGACUGUCGAAGCACAAGUCAAGGCAGGACAAGAUGCCACCAUUUCCCUGCGCUUGACCAAUCGGGGGACACUCGAUGUGCAAGUGGCGCCGUCCGCAUGCCCGGAAUGGCUCGAGUUUACUACUAAUCACACGUUGAAUGCUCGUCAAACACUGGGGCCCGGUGACGAAAUCCAAAUCACUGCCAUUUUGAAGAGUGACGGACUCGAUGUGGGGACUUCUGUUUCCACCGUGUCGUUUCGAGUGGUGGACGACGGGUACAACGACUGCUUUUACGAUCGGGAUGUCUCCUUUGACGCCACGCUCAAAGUGCAUCCACUACAAAUCAACCACAAUUACAUUGGAACGGCCGCCAUUGCGGGGUACAUUUUCUUUUGGAUUGUGGCGGGGACGGCAUUGGGAUGUAUGGGGUGGACCAUUUACUAUUGGAAUCAUAGGGUUGUGCGAGGCAGUCAGCCUCGAUUCUUGAUGAUGCUGGGGGUUGGGACUCUCAUUAUGAGUUCCUCCAUUCUGGUCUUUGGUAUCGAUGAUAACAAUGCAUCGGAGGAAGAGGCGGACAAGGCGUGUAUGGCAUCUGCAUGGCUUGCAAGUAUAGGUUUUAUCAUUUGUUUCUCGGCGAUAUUCAGUAAGAUUUGGCGCAUCAACAAAAUCUUCCGAAAUAAAGAAAUCCAGAGAAUCACUGCUACUCAGCAGGACGUAUUGGUCCCCUUUGCAAUACUAUUUACAAUCAACUUUAUACUGCUAUUGUCCUGGACCUUGGUCGACCCACUCCGUUUUGAAAGGGUAAAGGUUGACUCGAGUAGUCCGUUCAGUGACACGCACGGUGUGUGUCGUUUUGAGAACGAUGAAACAAUCGGCUUUGCUGUCACAAUUGUUGUUGUGAACUUUUUGGCAAUCUUACUGGCCUGCUUUGAAGCCUACCGGGCCCGUAAAAUCGGAGAUGAGUUCAGCGAAUCCAAAUGGGUUGCUGUAACCGUUGCCACUUGGUUCCAAGUCUUUGUGGUGGGCUUUCCUGUCAUGUUUUUGAUGCAAGGGCAUCCAACUGCAUCCUACUUUUUGAAGUCGGCAAUCGUCUUUGUUGCUUGCAUGUCAUUGCUCCUGUUCGUGUUCGUUCCCAAAGUUAUCAUCCAACGAAGCAAUGCCGCGAGUAAGGGGUCCAUGGAGAGCUUCCAGGAGAGCGCCCUCCCAAACGUGGACAACGUCGUCAGUUCGGGGCAACAAUCCUCCGAGUUUCAGCAGCAAUCAACUCAGGAUGCUUCCUCUUCCACCGGUUUUGGCAUACGAGUGGUAAGGUCUCCCGUGAUAUCUUCGGCGCGAACGGAGGUACAAGAAAUCCUCCGUGAGCGAAUGCGUGCACUAGAAAACAAGAUUCUUCAGCUCGAAGGCGAGAACGCUGCACUGAAGCACGGGGCCAUGCCACCAGUCUCACCGAGAACUGAUGAUCAAGCAGGGUAUGUAGAAACGCACGGAGCAAACUGUACCCCAGAGACCGAAACUUUGUCGGUGCUGGGGGAAGAAAAUCGAGCUCCAGAAGAGCCGCUGGAACAGUCCAUUCCCGAGCAAUCGGACGACGUGGGGUUGUCUGCGGAACAUGCAGCCUAG
Molecule: messenger RNA, 3123 nt
Organism: Seminavis robusta
Lineage: Eukaryota; Bacillariophyta; Bacillariophyceae; Naviculales; Naviculaceae
Source: the annotation of a GenBank genome assembly